CAAAUUAUUUCUAAUGUGUGUGGGCAUUAAAUGGCCCUACCUUUAUAUAUAAAACGACACAGAAGUUUAAAAAAAUAUUAAGAUCCUUUCAAACUAUGUAGUGUACAGUACUUGAACUUAAACAAUUUUUUUAAAUAAAAAUACCAUGUCUUUAAUUUUAAAUGAUAUGAUGGGAGAAAAUGACGACGACAACAGCGAAUUAAGUGAACAUGGCAGAUUUUUAACCAAAGGCGCAUUUCUGUUGACACCUUCGCACGAUUUAAGUUUGGACAAGGCAGCGAACAUUUGCGACAAACUGAACUUCAGAGGCAGUUUCAGCUUGACGAAAACUGCAACCGGAAUUUUGUUCAAGUUUUCAGAACCCGAAGACUACCAACAGGUCUUUAGAAAAGGAUUUCAUAAGGUAACUGGUGGAAGAUUAUACAGAAAAGUGGCGAUCCCUUGCAGACCUCAACGCACAUACUCUCUUCUGGUGCACGAGGUACCAAAUGACCUCCCAGAAGAUGACAUCAGAGCUAGCCUCUACCGAUACAUGUCUGUGGUUGAGGUUACUAGGAUCCCGCCAAAAAUCGACCAGGCACCCGGAACACCAAACCCCAUAAGAGUUACCAUGGCCUCCCUUGACGAAUUUAACAAUUUACUACAGCAAGGACUUGACUUUUACGGAGCGACAUAUUUCCCAACAGAACCACUCAAAAAGGAGCUUCUGAGAGGAAGUAAGGAACGACUACUUCCGGUCUUCGAUUCUUCCGGUUUCUCGCGCCUUCCCCCGCCACCGAGCCGCACUUUGAAACCACGGUCCUAAAUUUGAACCUUGAGGUAUACCGGUGAUGAUAAAUACGAUUUUGGCUAUGAUUUUAGGAGUUCGAUUAUUUCUGCACUAAUUUUGACAAGGACUGUACAAAAAGCGAUGUUUUAGCACCUAGUUUCUAACCAAAUUUGACAGAAUAUAUGUUUAUUUAACCA
Brassicogethes aeneus is the source of this 966-nucleotide messenger RNA. NCBI's taxonomy places the organism in Eukaryota, Metazoa, Arthropoda, Insecta, Coleoptera, Nitidulidae. The record is from the annotation of a GenBank genome assembly.